Siniperca chuatsi (mandarin fish) is the source of this 3142-nucleotide messenger RNA. RefSeq names its product guanine nucleotide binding protein (G protein), beta polypeptide 1-like (gene gnb1l). The transcript has 7 exons. The record is from RefSeq and is a predicted model, not a curated record. NCBI's taxonomy places the organism in Eukaryota, Metazoa, Chordata, Actinopteri, Centrarchiformes, Sinipercidae. Gene Ontology annotation, molecular function: protein binding. Bases 215 to 1204 code for a protein of 329 amino acids.
AGUGUUGACUCUUCUAUACAGGCACUUUCACGGGCAGCUCAUCUGUUGUAAAUAGAGGUCCUUCAAGUCCGGCGCAUGUUUUGUAUCCUCUCCUUGCAAAGCUGGCUGGGUCUUUCUGACAACUGUUAAAACACCGGUGUCUCACUGAAAUGUGGGUGUCAUGACAUGGGUUUGUGGCCUCCUUGCAUCCAUACAUUGAUUGCAUAAUUCAGGGAUGUCUCGUCCUGCUCCGUCCCCCAUCUACACCCUGAGGGGGGCUGGCGGGCCCCUCAACACCCUCCACUUUAGCUGCCAUGGAGGGGACACUCCCCUUCUAUUUUCUGGGUCAGAGAAGGGUGCAAUCCAUAUCUGGAACCUGAACACCAGGAGGGCUCAGAAGAUUGUAGAAGGUCAUUCUGGUAGCUCGGUCAUCUGGGUAAACACACGGCAGGCGACAGAUACCCUCAUCAGCAGUCAGGGACGGGACAUGCAUGUGUGUCUGUGGGAUCUGAGCGAAGGUCGUAGUGAGGUGGUGGACUCUGUGUGGACCGGCAGUGUUGGAUUCUGUCAGUGCUCCUUGCUGGAGACGAGCCCUGGGACGUGUCUGCUGGCCUUUGCUGGACAACAGACAGAGGAGAUCAAGAUUAUUGAGCUACCCAGUAAGACCCCAGUCUGCACCCUGGAACCAGAUGCUAAGCUGGGGAUGGUCAUGUGUAUCAAAUUGUGGCAGCCAGACUCUGGUCCUGGACCUCUCCUGGUGGCUGGAUAUGAAGACGGUUCCCUGUUGCUGUGGGAUGUAUCCCAGAGGUCCAAGCUGAGCCAAGCCAAAGCCCACCCUGAGCCUGUCAUGUGCCUGACCUUUGACAUCAAGCGUCUGAGGGGCAUAUCAGGCUCUUCUGAGAAGAAACUCUCCUCCUGGAUGCUGGACAGACAAAACAACCUGCAGCUCCAGGACUGUGUGAUGCUGGUCAACCCUGGGGUUUCCCAGCUGUGUAUCAGGGGGGACGGUAAGCUUCUGGCGUCAGCGGGCUGGGACCAUCGAGUGCGGGUUUUCGGGUGGAAGAAGCUGCAACCACUGGCUGUGCUUCAGUACCACACUGACCAGGUGCUAAGCGUGGCCUUCUCUGACCACCAGGACCCCAGACAAAGACUGCUGGCUGCUGGAUCCAAGGACCAGCGGAUUAGCCUGUGGUCCAUAUACAACGAGGGAGCUGACACCGGCUGAGCCUCUGAGCUCUGGAUGAUAAAUCAGAUAUUUGAACUUUUAAUCAAUACUUCCUUAACUCUCGUCUACACUGAUGUUGGUGUGACCAAACUGGUGUCAGCGGCCAACAAUUCAGUAACAGUCCAGAUAAAUGGUUUGAUAUCUGGACAUAUGGACUGUGUAUAUUAUGUUCAGCUGUACUAGCCUCUUGAUAUUGAGGUCCUGCAUUGACGUCACCGUCUAGCGCCAAGCGAUAUUGACGAGAAGAAGAAUUGCGCAAGGCCUAUAAAUAGCAAUGGCUAAUUCAUUUUUUUGUCAUGAAUCAGUUAUUAAAAUUGUCCGGUUUCCACCUUCUGACCACUGGUCUAAUCUGAGCUCUUAAGAGCAAGACAGAGUAGUAAAAUAAGGGAAAUGCAUUUGUGUGACACUUAACACUGCCCCUGCUCAGUUAUUUGCAGUCUUUAAAUAGUAGCUUACGCACGGAACCUGAGCUCGACUUUAGUGACAUCUGGAUCUAUUGACCUGGUGAAUACCUGCUAAGGUAAUUUAAAAAAAAAAAAAAGAAAAACUAAGUCAUAAGUCUGUUUCUUAAUUAGCUAAUGUGACUAACGUUACAGUCAACGCUGCAUCCUGCCUUAACUGAUUUGAUUUAGUUCUUAUACAUGCUAGAAGGACUGAGAGUAGCAUUUUCUGCCCACCAGUAUGGCAGCUAUUGGAGGCUGUGACGUCAACUGCAGGACCUCAAUAAUGAGUGUGCAAUGAAUGUGAAGUUCAGACCAAGGCCUUAUUUUCUCGGAUAGACCUAUAUUGACAUAACACAGUAUUUCCACUGUGUAUACAAAUGUAAACACCUCUUUAUAUAUGUCAGAGCUGGACAGGCAGACACAUUCUAACCUACAAUGUGAGGCUAAUGAAAAUGUCUGAUAUAUUUCAAAUAGUUAAUUAGGCACUUGCUGACUUUUUCAGCCUACUGUUUGCUAAAGCCUUUUGUGAUGCUCUGUCAACUAUGUGAUUGUGUUGACUUAUCUGAUAGGAGAUUUGCUCCAGUGGAUUUGAAUUUGAGGUAUACGAUACACCUGAGCAGCUAUGUAAUCUUGUGUUGUUAUUCUAGCAGGUUUUAGCUUAACCCAGCGGCCCUCCAGCCUGACCUGAGCUGUAUUUGUUAAACAAGGUUAAUCACAGCAGGGACAUAAAGAACAGAGCUGUUGGUUUACAGGAGGUGCUGAUCUGCAGAUGCUCUCCUUGGUCAGCAUUAUCUGUUUAUAAGCUGAUUUUAAAAACAAAACAAAAACUAAUUAAACCUUUUUACAUGUACAUUAACCUAACCAUCAAGCUGAAGAAUUUCAUGAGUAAAAAAUAAGAAUAAAAUAAGAUGUCAGCAUUUGCAUGUUAAAAUAAGACCAUUGUUAACUUCUACAUUUACUUCACAUGUAAUGCCAAAUACAGAUGUCUUUUUAAGAAACAGACAUUUGUCAGGAACAAGGCAAAGGGUCUUGUUGUGAAAGUCCCAGAGAAAAUAGAGAGGUGUUGUUUUUCUGUCCACUGUCUCUAAUAAUAUCUCUGAGUCAAUGAGCAGCAUGGGAGCUCAUGUGUUACAACACCGUGCCGAGAGGCCGGGGGCCAGGGGCUUCAAACGCUAGAUGUUCUGCUUCAUAAAGGCUUUGUCUCCUGGGGUGACCCCAAGUUGAGAAGCUCAUCAUGCUGUACAGGAAAGGCCUGAGAAAUCAAAGAGCCAGACUAGCAUAAUGGCCACGAAUCAUUAGUGAACAGAGGAAAGACGAGGUCAUUUGCUCGACAAGCUGCCUUGCUGUGACGCUACUAUCAUUGAAAAAAGUGUGUAACUGCAGGUUUGGUUGGUUUCCUUGCAUGUAUUCAAAGUUAUGUUUUGGAUGUUUGUACUUGGAACUUGUUGAAAACCCUUUUGACAUUGUUUUAGAAAUACAUGCACUACGAGCUUUU